Messenger RNA from Penicillium coprophilum, 4956 nucleotides. Its product is annotated as aminophospholipid-translocating P4-type ATPase DNF3. Gene Ontology annotation, biological process: phospholipid translocation; post-Golgi vesicle-mediated transport; intracellular protein transport. Gene Ontology annotation, cellular component: plasma membrane. The coding region runs from base 1 to 4956 and encodes 1651 amino acids. The transcript has a single exon. The record is from RefSeq and is a predicted model, not a curated record. NCBI's taxonomy places the organism in Eukaryota, Fungi, Ascomycota, Eurotiomycetes, Eurotiales, Aspergillaceae. Gene Ontology annotation, molecular function: ATPase-coupled intramembrane lipid carrier activity; ATP hydrolysis activity; ATP binding.
AUGUCCCCUAACGACAAAUCUACAGAAUCCACAGAGGGCACCCAACCCGACCAGAAUGAUGUCCUCCGACGCCCAUCUCUAGUAUCGUCACGAACGCUCUCCGACUCCGGGCGGCGGAUCUCAUCCCAACAUGUGCGCUUCUCAACCGAUCUCGAUCGAGAGUCGGUCGAGGAACAACGACAAGCAAGCGGGGACGGACGCCCCAAUUCCCGCGGCCUGACCAUCAACACGGCGCUGGCGCCUCCGUCUGUUCGACCCGCUCCCUCACCUACCUCUCCGCUCUCACCUCCCAAUGCGACACCAAGUGCGACCCUCUCCCCUAUUUCCCCAAGCUCUCAGUCCGCCGGUCGGUCUCGGUCGCGAAAUCGCGGAUACUCGCUACGUCGCAGCAUUUUUAAUAAGACCAUCAACUCGACGGAGAAGGAUGAUGUCGCCCUGGCUGAGCUGGGCGAGGUCAAGGAACCCUCGUCUGAUGUGACUCCCGCCCAGGCCCCGGCCCCGGCUGCUGAAACGCUCACUGCCGCCGAUGAGAAACAUGCUCUUAGUGUCGCGCCGACGGCGACGCUCGACUCGAUUCAUAAGGAUGAUGCUUCCCCGUAUGUCUCCUCGGACUCUUCAGAAAGAACUCUCAAGGAACAGUUUUCCGUGUCUGUGGCCCAGGAUAAAUGGCGCCAACAAAAGGCGACUACUGCGGUGGCUGUCGCGCGUUUCCAGGCUGUUAUGACGUCUAUCCAGAAAUUCAUUUUGCGCAUCAAGGAUAUUCCACCUACUAAAGAUGGGCGCCACAUUGACUUGAACCCGUCUAUGGUAGGUUCCAUGAUCGAUGAGCGCACAGCGAAGCCUUAUAUUGGGAACUCUAUUCGUUCCAGUCGGUAUAGUCUUUGGAGUUUCUUCCCCCGCCAAUUCUUCGCCCAAUUUACCAAAGUCGCCAACUUCUACUUCUUGGUUGUCGCUAUCUUGCAGAUGAUUCCUGGCUUGAGUACAACUGGAACCUACACGACCAUAGUUCCUCUGUUGAUCUUUGUUGGUAUCUCAAUGGGUAAGGAAGGCUUUGAUGAUUGGCGCCGGUAUCGCUUGGACAAGGAAGAGAAUAACCGGGAGGCUUGGGUGCUUCGUCCAGGUCACGGGAUGAUUCAAGAUGGCGCCUCCAUGAUAAGCAACGCUCAAGAUUGGGAGCGGAUCAAGUGUGAGGAAAUUCGUGUUGGAGACGUCAUUAAAAUUGAGCGCGACCAGCCGAUUCCCGCUGAUAUUGCUCUCCUCCAUGCAAAUGGACCCAACGGCGUCGCUUACAUUGAGACCAUGGCUCUCGACGGUGAGACAAAUUUGAAAAAUAAGCAACCUUGCCAGCCUGUAUCCAAGGUGUGCUCGACUGUGGAGGAUAUCGAUAGCAACACCUUGCACUUUGUCGUCGAGGACCCCAACUUGGAUCUCUAUAAGUUCGACGGUCAUGUCAGUGUCAAUGGCCAGGAGAGAUUGCCUUUGACCAACAACGAGAUUGUUUACCGUGGCAGUAUCCUUCGCAACACCGACCGCGCUCUGGGUAUGGUGAUCUAUACUGGCGAGGAGUGCAAGAUCCGCAUGAACGCCAACAAGAACCCGCGAAUCAAGAAGCCCGCUCUCCAGGACAAGGUCAACCGCGUGGUGAUGUUGAUUGUCGUCUUGGUCGUCAUCCUAGCUGUUGUCUGCACCGUGGCCUACAAGUACUGGUCUCAAGACGUGGAACAACAUUCUUGGUAUCUUGAAAACGCCAGUGUCUCCUAUGGCCCGAUCUUCACUUCGUUCUUGAUCAUGUUCAAUACCAUGAUUCCCAUCUCUCUUUAUGUGAGUAUGGAAAUCGUUAAAGUUGCCCAGAUGCUGCUUCUGAACGACAUCGACAUGUAUGAUCCCGAAACCGACACCCCACUCGAGGCGCGCACAUCCACCAUCAACGAGGAGCUCGGUCAAGUCAGCUACAUUUUCUCCGACAAGACCGGUACCCUGACAAACAACUCCAUGCGCUUCCGCAAAAUGAGUGUGGCGGGAACCGCGUGGUUGCACGACGCGGAUCUCCAAGAGGAGGCCGCCCUUGAAGGUGAUCACACCAAGCUGAUGCACAAGAAGCGCAAAGUAAAGGGAAAAAAGGCAAUGGGCCGCAAGUCCAAUGUGUCCGAGGCUCAGAUGCCCCGUCCGUCGAAUGUCUCCGGUCCUUUUGAUGCCAUCCGUCAGUCUGGUCGCUCGGCUACCACGUACCGCACCGAAGAGAUGCUCGAAUAUAUCCAGCGCAAGCCGUACACCAUCUUUGCCCGAAAGGCUAAACUGUUCAUUCUGUCCAUGGCCCUUUGUCAUACCUGUAUUCCCGAAGGAGACAAAAAAGGAAACACCACUUUCCAGGCUGCUUCCCCCGACGAGUUGGCACUUGUUCUUGCAGCCCAGGAGCUUGGAUAUCUUGUCCUGGAUCGCCAAUCAAACAAAUUGACGAUCCGCACUCAACCAAACGGACCGGAUGAAGCGACCACGGACGAAGUCUACGAGAUCAUGGACGUGAUCGAGUUCUCAAGCGCGCGAAAACGCAUGUCAGUUGUUGUUCGCAUGCCCGACCAGCGAAUUUGCUUAUUCUGCAAGGGUGCCGAUACCACGCUGAUGCGUCUCCUGAAGCAAGCCGAUUUGGCACGCGAGAAGGCGGCUGAGAUCGAGCGCCGCGCAAGCAGACGCAAGAAUGCCGAUAUGAACCAGGUCAUCCAACGUAACAGUGAGGCCCAUAGCCGGAAGAACAGCAUGGUCCGGAGCAGUAUGACCCGACCUAGCUUCACUCAUCGGCGGUCCUCAAUUACUGGCCCACAGGGUUCGGCUCUUCGAGCCAGUAUUGACGUUUGGCUGCGUGAUCGGGAGACUGAUGGUGGUAUGCGGAACAGAGAGGCUGAUAGUGAGUAUUACAGCCCUCGGCCCUCGGCGCAGAUGGGUAGACCCUCAGCUGCGAUAUCGGACUCUGGAAGUUCUACGAAUGGCGAAGAUGACGAGGAGGAUCUUGUGGAGGAGGCACUGGUUGUCAACGAGUCGGCUAUUUUCGAGCGCUGCUUCCAGCAUCUGAAUGACUUUGCCACUGACGGCCUGCGGACUUUGUUGUAUGGCCACCGGUUUUUGGAUGAAGCGACCUACACGAACUGGAAAAUUGCCUACAAUGAGGCUUGCACUAGCCUUGUUGAUCGGCAGCAGAAAAUCGAGGACGCCGGCGAGCAGAUUGAACAGCAGCUGGAUCUUACCGGUGCUACUGCUAUUGAGGAUAAGCUGCAAAAGGGCGUGCCCGAGGCUAUUGAAAAACUGCGACGAGCCAAUAUCAAGAUGUGGAUGUUGACUGGCGACAAGCGGGAAACUGCUAUCAAUGUCGGCCAUUCGUGUCGCCUUGUCAAGGAGUACUCGACACUGACUAUCUUGGAUCAAGAGAAUGGCGAUGUUGAACAAACGAUCGUGGACCUUAUUGGGGAGAUUACUCGUGGCCGCGUGGCACAUUCUGUUGUAGUGGUUGAUGGCCAAACGCUGUCAACCAUUGAAGCGAAUGAGAUGGUGCGUGAACGGUUCUUCCAACUAGCUGUCAAGGCGGACUCUGUCAUCUGUUGCCGAGCAAGCCCGAAGCAAAAGGCCUUUUUGGUCCGAUCAAUCCGCAAACAGCUCACCGACGCAAUAACGCUUGCUAUUGGAGACGGCGCCAACGAUAUCGCCAUGAUCCAGGAGGCCCAUGUGGGUAUAGGCAUCACUGGAAAGGAGGGAUUACAGGCCGCACGUAUCUCAGACUACUCGAUUGGCCAGUUCCGUUUCCUUCUCAAGCUGCUUCUAGUUCACGGUCGGUGGAACUACAUGCGUGCUUGCAAGUAUACACUCGGCACGUUCUGGAAAGAAAUGUUGUUCUACCUGACUCAAGCUUUGUACCAGCGCUGGAACGGUUACACUGGCACCAGUUUGUACGAGCCAUGGAGUCUGAGUAUGUUCAACACACUGUUCACCUCGCUCGCUGUCAUCUUCCUGGGUAUCUUCACCAAAGACCUCUCAGCGUCGACUCUAUUAGCCGUACCGGAGCUUUACACCAAGGGCCAAAGGCACGGCGGCUUCAAUAUCAAGCUCUACCUGGGCUGGUCAUUUAUGGCGACGUGCGAAGCAGUGAUAAUUUUCUUCACCAUGUGGAGUCUCUUCGGCCUUGCCAAAGUCAACCCCAGCGACAACGACAUCUUCUCCCUAGGCCUACUCACCUUCUCCGCGUGCAUCAUUGUCAUCAAUGUCAAACUCCAAGCUUUGGAAGUCCACAACAAAACCUACAUGUCGCUAGCCGUGAUAAUAAUCUCCGUCGGCGGCUGGUUCGUGUGGGACCUUAUCCUUGACCGCGAAUACACAAUGUCUUCCGGCAAAGGCAUUUACUUCCUCCCCUCCAACUUCAUCCAUCACUCCGGCCACAACCUCCUCUUUUGGACCGUCCUCCUUCUCUCCACCUCAGCAGUCCUCCUCUUUGAAUUUACAGUUUCAGCUCUUCGCGCCUUCUUCUUCCCAACAGACGUCGACCUUUUCCAAGAAUACGAACAAGACCUCGACAUCCGCAGACGCUUCGAAGAAGCAGCCGCCUCCGAACUCCAACAGGGCUGGGACCACGGUACCAAGAGAUCAAGCUUCGAGAUCGCCCGCGAAAACGCCGAGCUCGCUGAGAUUGAAGCCCGCGAACGCCAGGUGCGCGAGCUACUUGCCCGCCCCCGCGUUAUGGACUCCAAGCCCGACACCAAGGAAGUAGAGCUCGAUGGGUAUACCAGCGCCAGCGCGACGGUUAGUCACAACAGCAGUGUGCCGAGUCGCGAUGCUUUGAAUGCCGAAACGGACCGUGGUCGCCAGUCUGGCCUCCUCUGUCCCGAAGAUGCUACCGGACGUCGACGCUCCGUUGAGAUUCAGGAGCUCUUCAGCAAGGGCUAUGGAGCUGUGCGCAAGGGCCAGCUCAAAUGA